GAAACAUGACAUAGAACAAGCGAAAGGUACGUACGCGGCAUUCACCAACUUGUACGCCUCCCUGAAGAUGAAGCGAACAUACAAGCUGUUUAAAGCUGUCCCACAACCUGUCACUGGAUAAGGCACAACUUUCACUGACACUCAACGAGAAAGUCUUCAUCGAAAUGUCAUCCGUCAUCCCAAACCCCGUGGAGAGUCUAUGCAGAGCCAUCCGAAACGGUGACGGAAACCAGGUGCAACAGCUCUUGGACCACGGCGUAGACGUCAACGCCUACGACAGCGUCGGCGACCUUGCCAUUGACGUUGCUUGGAGGCUCAAGAAAUACGACCUGAUCGAACUUCUCCUCAACCACGAUUCCCGUUUUCCGUCGGACUUCAACGACUCCCUUACAGACAGCUUAAGAGCUGUUGCCUCAGAGAGACAAGAGCUGCACCAUGCCGUCGGCAAGGGAGACAUCGCUCAAGUACAAGCCUUCCUCAACAGAAGGCCACAUCUAAGACUGUGGUUAAACGCGGACAAUGAGUCGUUAUGCCACUGUGCUGUGCGAAAGAACCGUAUUCAGACCUACGCCUUCUUAGCUUCCCGGAGGUGCGAGUUUAGAAACGAAGAAGAGCGCUCCUGUCUGUACCAUCUAACCCCUGUUCAGUCGUGCCAUCUUAGACGCAAGCAGCACGAGUACCUCCAGGGCUGCGGAGCUACGCACCUCGCUUAUCUCCAGAUCCGGACAAAGUAUCCGAGGAGAGACAAAGAGCAUGAAUCGGAGGUUAGAGUGCUUUACGCAAAGCUCAAUGCUUUUCGCUUUAUGGGCACGAUUCUGAAGGUCAUAGAAACUUCGACUCAUUUCACGAUAUACUUCGAUCGAGGGCGCUCUAAUCUGGGAUACGCAGAAGACCGCAGCGUCGUCAACCUGUCUUCGCACACUCUCGUUAUUCGAGGCCCGAGGAGCAGCACAAAGACCAUGGGGAUAUUGGCGUAUCAUCUGUGCUUCCUCUCACUUCAUAUUGUGUACCGUAAUUUCGGCAAACCAUACGCAGACGACGAAAAGGAUCCAGAAAGAGCGCGUCGCUACAGGGACAUUCUGAGCCGUGUCAGACAAAGACAACACCAACUGCACCCUAUCUUGCGAGGCGUGUUCCAAAAUAAUGCGGGCGAGGAGGUUAUCUCUCGUGUUCCACAGAUGUUAAUCGAGUACGAAGGCGACGGCGCUGACAACGAUAGUAAGAAAGGGGUAACUUUUCUGAUGGAACAAAUUGCUGAGCUCUUGGAGUUUUUCACGGACGAUGUGUUAUCUGACCUGGAGUCUUACGUUAAGCAGCACGACGGUAACCUCGAAGCCGAGAGAAUCCAAUCCGAGAACACUCGCUUGGGGCAGGUCGCCCGGGUGGAAGACAUCUCACUAGCUAUGGAAAGCGCUUUUAAUGUCGCCGAUUUCCCUAAGAACUGGUUGCUUCUCGCGACUUCUGUAAACCUUACUGUCGCGGAAGUGACCGUUUAUGCCGCAGUUAAAUUUACUGGCAGGCCUUUUCUUUUCCUUGAGACCAGCCAAUGGAACCAUUCCGUCCAGGAAGUUCUGACACAGAACGCUUGCUCCUUCGUGCUUCUUACAUGCAAACCAACAGAUGGGGACCAUAUACGGGAGAUACUGAACUUUCUCAGUCACCUGUCGGAAGUCACUGACGCUACCAUAGUUUUGACCGCUGAUAGUCAUCAGAGGACGUACUUAGAGGAGAGUGUCAAAGCGUCGUCUUUCUUCAGCAGCAGAUACGCUACCAUCAACUGCUCGGAUAAAAACGCUCACAUGAUUCCAGAACCUCGCACGGAGAGCCUGCUGAAGUCCACGACGAUUUCCUUUCAGGGCACGCAAGAAGUGCCCCUCCAAGACGUUAUCGAUUCUUUCUCGCUCUCGCAGGUAAUAGAUACGAACAUGCUGGAAGACAUAGCAGCAGGCGGUAAUACCAUAUCGAUUGGAUCUCCCUUGGCUAAGUUUGAAGAAGCGGAGUACUUCGUCGAACGAAAAUUUGAAAGACACAUUCGAUUAGAGAAACUGACGUCGGUCCCAAGCGACGUGUUUGCGUUCCUCGGAUGCACGGAAGAAACGGUGACAGAAAUUUUGCCCCCCGGAACAGGCGCACACUGCUUUCAGGACUUGGAAGAAUUUGAGAAAUUUGUGCUUGUAGUUGGCAGCAAUGAAUACGAAGAACUCAUCAAGUUAACGAUCUACGAAAACAAGGUGGUGCACUUAGUGGAACGCGUAGACGACAACGUGUUCCUCUGGAGGACUUCGAACGGUCCAACCAGUCGGCUGCGAAAGUGUGUCAGUGCAUCUAACGCUGUGGGCUGUUCUGAGCUGGCUAUCCUGCUAGAAAGCAGAGAGAAAGCGGCUGUGGUGUGCGGUGCUCCUGGUUUGGGCAAGUCUACAAUCGCGUCUCAUCUUGCCAGUGAAAUGAAGAAAAUCAAUCAGAGAGCUUGGGUCUUUUGCGUGAACCUACCGGAACGAACGGUACCUAUGAAUACGCACGCGAGCUCUAACAUUUUUCAGAAGCUCUCCGCUCUUUGCGGCAUCGAAGAGGGCGGCUUGCCAUACGCGCUUUUUAAGGAAAGUUUAGAAUGGAGCAGACCGUUUGAGGUUGUCGUCAUUCUCGACGCCCUCGACGAAAUCGGUCAAGAUUGCCGUAGCGACGUCCUAAGGCUCUGCGUCGACUUAAAGAAGACGUGCACGUUCAAACUUAUCGUGCUCAGUCGAAACGUGUGGAAACGGCUGUUGGAAGAUACGUUUGGUACAAUUGCCUUUGAUAUGGUGCCCUUCGAUCGGCAAGAUCAAAUGACGUUCUUGAAGCGGUACUGGCAACGACGAGCUCCUAAUGAGGUCGCAGAAGAACACGUAGCCUCCUUCGCAAAGAGCAUCUUAGACUGCUUUCCUGUGAGCUAUUCCAUGGGCUCGAUGCACUCUCUCGCCGAAAUUCCCCUCCUGCUGCGAUUGGUUGCGGAGAUUGAAGAAAAAAUGGUGCUUUCGGGUAAGGCUCCGGACGAGUUAUACUUCAAGAAACUCACCAUUCUCGACAUCUAUGUCAAGUAUUUUCAGCACAAAUACCGGAUGUGCAAAGCUCGCUGGAAAAGCGAGCACGCGGACCAGGAUAAGACGGAUGGCAAAGUCGAGCAACGUCGCGCGUUUUUCGAAGACAUGAGCCUUCACGCUCUCAAGUCGACCCUCCACGACGAACAGCUUCUGAACGUCUUUGCGAAAACCAAGACGCCGCCGCACCCUUUAAGCGAAGAAGCUGAAGUCAUCCCCAAAGGUGACAAGGAACGCGAUCUUGUAGGAGGCGAGGACAUUGAUCUUCCCGUGUUUGAGCAUAAGACCGUAGCAGAGUUCCUCACCGCCAGUUGGCUAUUCUGUAAGAUGAAACCGACGAGUUCCAUGCAGAGCAAGGUUAGAGACACCAUUCUUAGCCUCUAUAAAGUCACGGAUUACCAGAUGAUAAGGUACUUUUUAGACAGUUUCGCCGUUUCUCGAUACCCUUUCCACGUCGCCGUCAUGGACAGUGACAUCGGGUACAUCAGAAAGCACCUGGCACCGGAUUCGAUCGAUGCCUUCGACGACCUUGGAAGAACGCCGCUUCAUGUCGCCGCGCUCUACGCCGACGAGCACAUUGUUUCCAGGAUCGCCCACGAGUGUUCUUGGGAGGCGACCAAAAUCACGGACACAUUUGGUUUCACUCCAAUGAUGUACGCCGAUAGAUUUCGCGCGUGGGCUAAGCUCAGUAGCAUGUGCACAUCACGCACUGUGCUCGACUCUCACACGGCGGUUAACAUGCGGGCGGCGCUGCACAAUGCGAACAGCGAGAAGAGGCUUGAAAUGUCCGUGUUCUGUCACGCAGUGGUGAAGGAGCUGGUCGAUUUCCUACGACUUCUUUUGUCACACUUUCGAGGGCGUCUGGAUGACAUAAAGGACAAAGAGAAGAGAACACUACUGUUCUACGUAAAUACGAGCACGACAUUAUCAAUCUUAUGCCCUCACUCUGACUCAUACAAGUCCUGCGACGUCAACGCUCAGGAUGUCGAAGGAUGCUCUCCGCUUCACCACGCAGCUUCGACGAAUAAGUUAGACGUGGUAACUGGACUUUGUUUGGAGGGCGCAGACGUGAGCGCGAAGAAUCACAAGGGGGAAACCCCUCUGUCCGUUGCUGCCAGGUGCGGGUUCUUCGAUGUUAUGAGUUACCUUAUAAGCUUUGGAGCAGAUGUCAACGCGCUGGACGCGAAGUUAAACACUGCCUUGCACGCAGCUUGUCAGUAUGGCCACAGGAAGUGCGUCAGGUUGCUCUUGGACAGUGGAAUUAACACGACACAGCGGAAUGUCUGGGGCCUGGCGGCCAUUGAACUUCUAAGCGACGACGAUGCCAAGGCACUCGACUUAUUAAUUUACGCUGGAGAAAGACGAUCGCGGGAAACGUCCAAGAAAGUGAGUCUUACAGUGCCGGAAAAUGGUUACAGGCGACGACAUUCUAGUGACUCGGAGGCGAAGCACCCGACAUUGGGAGGGCGAGCAAGCGCAGAGCUCGCAUCGAACAGUAAUCUGCACACCAUGAUUUUAUCGGGGAACUUGGACGUGCACAAGAUCGAUAGACUUAUUCAACGUCAAAAUGACCUGAACACAACAAACUGUUACGGAGAAACAGCGUUACUCUUGGCCUGUGCAAGAGGAUGCGAUGUCUUUGUCCAGCGUCUUCUUGAGUACAACGCUUCCGCCAAUAUCAGCGACCGCGACGGAAGGCUUCCUCUACACGCUGCCGCCAGGAAUGGGCAACAUUCCGCAAAGACUUACAACCUGCUGAUAGAACACAGUAAGGACGUCAACAGCGUGGACAGGCAAGGAAAAUCUGCGCUCGUUAUUGCUUGCGAACACGGACGUUCGGACGCAGUCCAGUGCUUGCUGGAGAGCAACGCGGAUGCCAACAUUACUGAGAGAAGAGGACGGCUACCAUUGCAUCAAGCUGCGAAACAUGGAAAACUGCCCACAGACUGUCUGCAUGUUCUCGCGAGACAUACGGUAGACAUAAAUGCUACAGAUAGUAAAGGGGAAACAGCUCUUCACUUGGCUAUUGAGGCAAGGCACAAUCACGUAGUCACCUGUCUGCUGGAGGAAAACGCUCGCGCUAACAUUCCAGACAAAACGGGAAAGCUAGCGCUGCACAGAGCCGUGUGCGCCAACGUUGAAGAAAAUACGUUCGGACUCAUCAUAUCCCGCACGGACGAUAUUAACCAUCGCGAUAUUGACGCUAGAACCGCGUUACACGAGGCUGUGUGGAGCAGGAACCCGACCGCGAUUAUCAUGCUACUAAGAGCUGGAGCACAAGCUAACGUCAAAGAUAGAUUCGGAUGUCUUCCGUUGCACAACGCCUGCGAAAGUGACCUAACGGACAGGUAUUGUUUCCUAGCAUUAAUUGAAAACACCGACGACUUCAACGAGUACGAUGAUACCGGAUUCACUCCCCUGAUGUACGCGUGCUACGAGAGGAACAGUAAGCCCAUUCAGUGGCUCCUGGAGCACGGGGCACAGGUGAACGAUCGGGGACGUCCGUUCAAUCUCCUGAGCGUCGCGUACCAGUCCUCGCUCUCCGAAGACGACCUACUCUUGAUAAUCGACCGCCUCGAUGACGUCAACAAGAAAGUGCACAUGUCGAGGACUGCUCUUUUUAAUGCGUGCCAGAGUGGACACCUGAAGACGGUGCGGUAUCUACUUUCCAAGGGAGCCGACGUGAACGUUGCUGAUGAGGAUGGUAGGACACCCCUGCAUCAGAGCGCCCUGAAAGGACAUGCGGACAUUGUAAAACUUCUGCUUCCACAUGCAGAGGCUCACGCGAGGGAUAAGUACGACAGGACAUCGUGUGAUCUGGCGAGGAAGAAAGGGUACAUGAACAUUGUACAUGCGAUUGAAGCACUCUGGGGUAAAUCACCGCCCGGAAGUGCACUGGUGGCUCAUGAGUAAACGAGGUAUUGUGUAGGGCGCGACCGAGGAUGACGAUAACUGUCCCGUGCUAUUCAGAUGGGUGACAGCUGUGAGCGCUUUGAAGUGAAAUGGUGAUUCCUUCCUCGUGUAUUGUGCAACCAGGACAGCGUAACUGUUGACACACUCACUGUUAAAGUUUCAGUCGAAUAAAAGUCAAAAUAAUGGAACUUUUAACAUUGACAAUGGUGUGGAGUUGGGCUAAUGGACCAUUUCCAUAUUCGCGUCGCCCCUGGCGACGGAAUGUCCAACAUCGUGUGUCGGGCGCGCAGCCUCUUUGUGUUUUGUUUUGGCGACUUUCAAUCGGAAGUGCGUCUAUUCGCCGACAUGGGAACCCUGCACCCUUGUGGAAUUAGAGAACCUUUGGACUGCCGUCGUCGAUACAUCACGGGGGUGCCUCAAAGGACAGUGGGACGUUUAUAAUAAUGCAAGCGUCCGAGUGACGCCGGACCAGGGUGGAAG
Ornithodoros turicata is the source of this 6467-nucleotide messenger RNA. RefSeq lists its product as uncharacterized. The record is from RefSeq and is a predicted model, not a curated record. Lineage: Eukaryota; Metazoa; Arthropoda; Arachnida; Ixodida; Argasidae. The transcript is spliced from 2 exons. Gene Ontology annotation, molecular function: protein binding. Bases 165 to 5987 code for a protein of 1940 amino acids.